Molecule: messenger RNA, 3887 nt
Organism: Cyclopterus lumpus (lumpfish)
Lineage: Eukaryota; Metazoa; Chordata; Actinopteri; Perciformes; Cyclopteridae
Gene: mcamb
Product: melanoma cell adhesion molecule b
Exons: 17
Coding region: 325-2226 (633 amino acids)
Source: RefSeq, a predicted model, not a curated record
UCAUUUGAACCCGGGCUCCGAACUCUUGUUAGUCUUUAUUUAAUUAAUGAAUGCGACAACUAAAUAACAGAGACCGAGUUGUUGAAAGCAAAUAACGUGUCGUGAGAAACAAAGUCAUUUCCAGAGCUACCGCGCGCGUGAAUGAGUCGGACAGACGGACAUUUUUUACAGCGGUAGGACCUCCAGUCUGCGCCCCUCCUGUAUCAUCUGCCUCCCCGCGCGCUGCACCGCCGCUCCUUUCACACAGUUCUCCAGGAGGACCCGGUCCCUGUCAGACUCCAUACACGCCCCAGCACGGACAGCUCGCAGUGCCGACCGACAACCAUGGCUACACGGAACGCUGCCUGUCUGCUCGUCGGACUUCUGGCCCUCUUUCACACCUGGGGAGUGACGGCUCAUGUGGAGGUGAACAUGAUGGACCGAGUGGAGGUGUUCAGGGGAGAAACAGCUUCGAUCGCCUGCAUGUUCACAUCAUCUGAAGGCGUUGGCGGCAUGAUGAUACAGUGGUUCUACGUGACGCGGACUGGUGAGAAGCAGAAAAUCUACUACCAGGACGCCACCAUGAAGGUUGUCGACAAAGGCACACAGUUCACCGACCGGAUCAGUGUGAGUGGUACCGGAGCCACUGGAGAGAUCGUGUUGACUAUCAGCAAUGUGGAGCUGAAAGACCAACUGGAAUUUAUCUGUCUCAUCAAAGGUCUCACAGAAGGGACCGGGGAGGGACGCACAAAGCUGAGAGUGUUCGUAACACCAGACCUUCCCAACAUUGAGGGUGUGCAAACAGGGAUCUCGGUCAACGAAGACGGCCCAUCCAAGAUUGGGACCUGCGAGGUCAAAAAUGGCUUCCCCAAGCCGAACAUCACUUGGUACAGAAACAAAACUCCGCUACGUGUUGAUGUGGUGAAGGUGGUUCCCAGCAUCACGACUGAAUCCAGUGGUCUGUUCUCUGUCAAGAGUGAGCUGAGCAUGAAGGUGACGAAGGAGGAAAAAGAUGAUCUGUUCUACUGCGAGAUCAACUACUUUGUUCCUGGAGGAGUAAUGAUGACCGAGACCAACCAUAUUAACAUCACUGUGUACUACCCCUCCACAAGUGUAAGUGUUUGGGUGGAGUCACCAAAGGGAACCAUCAAGGAAGGGGACUCCAUCGAGCUUCACUGUCGCGGCAACGGGAAUAUGCCUUCUUCAAUCUUAACAAUCAUGCACGAAAAUGAUAAUUACCCUUUAGUCAACAAUGUGUUGGUGUUGGAUGAUGUGACCCGUCUACACAGUGGAGUUUAUCACUGUACCUCUAUGGACACAGACACCUUCGAGGAGCUCUCGGGAAACACCACUGUGUUCGUCAACUAUCUGGAUCCUGCCGUUGUGAUGCCCGAAGACACUGUUCUGGUGACCGAAGGAAAUGAGCUUACGGCCACCUGCAACGCCCUCUCUUCUCUCGAGACACACACCGUCUGGAUGAAGAAUGGAAAAGAAGUUUCAACGGCCCACAGUCUGAUCCUGAAGGACGCUACAUUCGACUCAGCAGGGAUGUACGUGUGCGUGGUGACUGUGCUUAAGAUUGAAGGAAUGGAAACCAGCGGGACACUUAAUGUCAAAGUCCAGGGCCCACCAAAGAUCAUGAAGCCAUCCGACAACGAGAUAGAGGAGAGUUUUGAGAGUACAGUCGAUCUGAGCUGUAAUGUCAGAGGUUUCCCAACUCCCCGUGUUAUCUGGACCACCUCUGAUGGAAAGAUCCUCAAGAUGGCAUCUGAAACAGAGACUGAGGGUGAAGUCCAGAGCAAUGUCAGCAUCCUAGUCACCUCGGACAUUACCGCUGUCUGCAAUGCCUCCAACGAGUUCGGCACUGACGCGGUGACCUUCAACAUCAAAGCCACUAUACACACCACCACACCAGCCACCACUACCACUAGCACUACUACCAGUAAUACCACUACCAUUACCUCUGACACAGCACAACCCGCUAUCCCACCAAAGAAAAUCAAGAAAGAGGGCAGUGGUGUUAUCAUUGCAGUCAUCAUUAUCUGCAUCCUGCUGCUGGCCAUCUUGGGCAGUGUGCUCUACUUCCUCUACAAAAAGGGCAAGAUCUGUGGGCGGUCCGGCAAGCAAGACCUCACUAAAGAGAAGUCCGGCAAAGAUAACAUCGUGGUGGAGAUGAAGAGCGACAACACUGAGGAAGCCGUGCUCCUCGGGGUCAACGGGGAAAAGCAACCGCCGAGCAACCAGUAAAGGGAGGUGCAUACCUGGAUGUACAGAAGUGAGGAGGCGACUGCAGCUGCUCCUGUUCUUUCCUCUCAGGCUCAGACCGGCCGAUGCCUUCAGGCUUCCACCACAGCCCCUUAUCCAGAGUUAUGUCAUGGAAAAGUCAUCUGUCAGAUAAUAUCAUGAUGCCGCCUGAGUCUCAAGUUAUUCUAUGCUGCAGCUUUUGCUUACUGUCCGUUACAUCCAGCAAAACAUUCUGUUGGAAUGAGCUUUAAUGAGAAGUCAUUUAAGCACUCCGUACCUUAACUCUGCGAAUAAAUCUCCCACCAUGGAAACUAUGGUUCUUAUUACCAAAAGCCUUGUAUACUGCUGAUUGUCUGUAGAACAAUAAUUUGAGCACAACAUUGACCACGGACUGUUUUUAUACCGGACUACACAUCACCUCAGGCAAAGUAAUCACUGAAGAGCAGCCUGAAAUAGCUCUUUAUCAAGUGUACAUAUUAUAACCUAUGUAUAUAUUUCUUUAUUUAAAAUAACACAAUAGAAAAAAACAACCAAAAAGAAAUGACCAGAUAGUGUUUUAUUUAGUUUGGAUGCUCUUCGUGGAGUGCAACAAGUAGAUGUCUUGUUUUUAUUUUGUAAUAUUUUGUGUCUGUACACUGAACUCUUUGGGACCCGACGGCCCCAACAGCCAGUUACAGCCACACCUUCUAGCCCUGAAAACAAACUAUUUAGGUCAUUUAAUCACAACGUUCACAUUUGUGGCUUCUCUAAAGCUAACACACUCAUCUUCACACUCCUCAGUUUGUUUAUAUUGCAAAAUAUAUAUUGUUGCAAGACGGGUGAAUAAUAUUUUCAGCAUUUGAGAAAGAAGGGUUAUUUGUAGUUCUCUUUACUUUACUUUUUUCCCCUUCACAGUCUAGUUUUGAUGUUUUCUGUGUUUGAGUGGAAGCGUUGACAACAGCCAAGUAAAAAAGUUACAGACGCCUUUGAAAUUAAAUAAAAUCCUGAAGAAAUUUCAUCAUUUCUAUUGUUAGUUAUGUUUCUAUUUAACGUUCAGUGCACUGAUUUGUUUGUGGUUAUUCUUUAUGCAGUUCCGUUUCUCUAAUGUGAAACAGUGGUUUGGUUGAAUGUGACUGUAUGCGAAUAAAAAAAAGUAUUUCUGUAGCUAUGUUAGUUCGAAUGAGGAAAGAACAGAUUUUUGUUCAUGGUAAAUAUGGUUCAUGGUAUGAAGUUACUCUCCCCAAUAAGGAAAAGACAGAAAUCUGUAUAAUGAAUGAAUUAUUUCAUGUUUUGACUGAAUCUUGAAAUAAUCUGUUGGUUCCCAGAGACAUAUAAUCCCCCUCAGACAUGACGACCGACGACAAUAUCUGACUACUGAGGAGGGGGGAAUGACUGUGACUGCACAUAUGCAAAUUAGGUUUGUAGACAAUCAACAAUGAAUAUGCACUGUGCUCGCUGCUCAGUAAUGUGCAGGUAUCAUCCAGAAUUACCCUUCCUACUCCGUUUUGUUUUGCUGCUUUUAAGAACUACCACUGUUGAUUGGUUUGGAUGUUUGCAAUCUGUAAAAUGCCUUGGGAGUUGUGAAAUGUACAAUUAAUGCCAUUCAAACCAAUUCACCAACAAAUUGUUUUCAUUAUUUGUAGUUUUUUGAAAAGUAUACCAAAUAAAGAUUUGACUGUUAAAUG